ACACAGCUAAAGAUAAGCCUUACUGUUUAUUUCAUUUACUCCUAUUUAGAAUGUGGGCCUGUUGGUGUGACAGACAAUAAUAUCAUUACAGAUGCCAGAUUUACAGCGAGCAGUGUUUACGGUAGUUCUUACUAUCCAUACUAUGGCCGACUGCACGAAACCAGGGGAAACGGAGGGUGGUGUCCUCUUAGUACAACUGAUAGAACAGACUAUCUUCAAGUUGAUAUGGGCGUAGUGCGUUCUGUUUGUGCUGUGGCCACACAAGGAGAAUUGGCGCUCGAUGAAUGGACCACUAGCUACAGACUACAAUUAUCUACAAACAAUAUAACUUGGAACACUUACAAGGAAACGAAUAUUGAAAAGGUAUGGAGAGAACUGUUAUUGACAUUUUAAUAUCAGCAAUUAAAAAAGAGUUUGAAGCCAAUGCAAAUAAUUAGCAAACAGAAAUACAUUUAGAUGCUGAAUUUGGGUGUGUAACUCCAUUGGCUACUGCAGCAGAAAAUGUCAUCGGAGAUGACAAGCUUGUGUAGUAUGACGAGUUUGCUUGAAAAUUCUGAAAGGCGUCUGAUGCGUCUUUUAUAGAAUGGUUCAAAGACUUAAGAAAGUGUAGUUUAUCUAUUCUUUCGUGUGCUGCAUGAGGUCGAAGAGAUUUAGAAAUUAGUCGCGCAAUGUACUGCUAAGACUUUUCCAUCCAGGAUAUAUUAACUAAAGCAUUUCGCAUGAAAUUGUUUUCCCGAUUUCGUGAGACAGGAAGUCUCUGGUUCCGUCUCUUAUUCUGUCCCUAACCUUGUCUUUGUCGUGGAUUCAUAUGACUUUGUUUCGUUUUUGUUUUUUUGUUUUGUUUUGUUUGGUUUUUUUGUUCGUAAAUCAUGAUAGUGACAUAAUAUGUGCAUGCUGCAAACAAUAGCUUAAAUGUUAGCAACAUUUAUAUCCGGGAAAAGACUCAACAAUAGCCGUCUUGCAGCUCAAUAAAGGAAAAAAUCGUGUCACCUUGACCAUCUACCUUUGGCUAUCGGAUGAUGAGUAAUAAAAAAAUCCGUAAUAAAAAAAGGGUGAAAAAAGUGACGGAAAAAUGAACACCGUUUGGAAAGGCUGGGCCGCAAUGCAAUAGAAGACAAAGUUGCGUGAGAGAUGUGAGCAGUUAAGACCUGUUCAAAUGGCCCCCACACCUCCCCUCCCCCUCCUCCCAGCGCCUCCUUACUUAACUGUAUAUAGAAUUGGUGCACCAUACCAAGUUGUUCAAUUUCUUUUUUUUGUUUUGUUUUUUGUUUUUUUACAGGUGUUCACAGGAAACUCAGAUCGGACCAGUAUCGUGAAGCAUUCACUCAGAACUGACUUCAAAGCCAGAUACGUUCGGUUUUAUCCUGUAACAUAUCAUCGUUGGCCAUGUUUGAGGGUUGAGAUAUUUGUGCUUAAGUAAUACGGUAAAGAGUUCGUAUGUGUGUAGUUGUGCAUCAACAUAAAAACAGAAGGAGAAAAAGUAUACAAACAGUCUUAAAGUAGGAAAACAAACAUUUGCAAGUAAACUAAUAAACUUAUUCAGUUAACAAACUAAUCAUUCCCAGGGGCGGAUCCAGGAUGUUUCGAAGGAGUGGGUGCACCACAAAGGAAUCACCUAACUGACGUGUCCUCUGACGAACAGAGGGUCUGAUAGUUCACACAGUUUUGUUUUUCAUAUUAUUAUUUUGCACAAUACUAUUUAUAUAGGAAAGCCGCUGGUUAUCUUAUCCUGUAACAUACCAUAAUUGGCCAUGUUUGAGAGUUGAAAUAUUUGAGCUUAAGUAAUACGUCAAAGGGUUCGUAUAAGUGUAGACAUUCAUUGACACAAAAACAGGAGAAAAACUGACGAACCUCUCCUCUGACCAACAUAAGGGCUGACGCUCGAAAAGUCAACGCCAACCUAUCAUUUUGACCGCAUUUAACAUAAGUUCUCUAACCUCGUGUUCUAUUUCAAUGCCAAUAAUUCACACAGUUUUGUUUUUUCAUUUUAUCAUCAUUAUUUGUUUUUCUUAUUUUGCACAACACAAGUUAUUUAAUAAAGUUGCCGGUCAUCUUAGGGGAAGAUUGGUGUGCACCCCUGCACCUUCCCUUAGAUCCGCCCCUUGCUACAUUCAUUUCGUUACAGUAAAAUAAAACAGUUAUUCAGAAUAAAGGUAAAAUGGAAAAUGUAUUCCAGAUCUCCACUGAAAGAUAUGUGAGCUCACUGUUGCUUCUUGAUUAAGCGUUAUGAUUAGCUGCUAUCGGUGUUAGUUUUCUUUUCUGAUAAGUUAAUGCUUUGUGAAAAUAAAAUUUAGAGAUACUGUAAAAUCGAGAUUCCUGAGGCAUGGAUACCUGCAACUUAAAAACAGAGUGCUCAUCCAAAAACAAAGCAGAUCUGUAAGAGAACAACAUCAACCCGUCAGACAUGCGUGAACCAAUAUAGGAGUAUGCUAAAACAAACCAAGAGCAGCUCCCUAUGCCACAUUAAUAGCCAUGGGUGACUAUUCAACAUCACUACAUAGUGAAGAAAAGUAGUAAAGCUGUCGCACGAACGCGAUUUACAGAUGAUAGUUUGACUCCUAAAAUGAUAGAUUCGCUUUUUAAGGAGAAAAAAGUUUUCAUGUCCAUUUAGUACUUAGGAUCUGUUUUUCAAGCACUCGCUGCUAUUAAUAGCUGAAUCCACCAAAAUGAUCUUUAAACCUCUUUGGAAUUUGAUUCAUGAAAUGAAAGAUUAAUUAAUCGCAUCAGAUAAUUUAUUUGAACUGUUACACAGACACCGGUGUGUUAUCUAGUUAAGAAGGAAUUAAAGUUGCAAUAAACAACAGUAAUUCAACUUCCAUGAUUUUUUUUGUGUGUCCCACUCACAAAAGAAUUUGAAAAAAAAGGCAUAGUAACGGUUACUACGCCUUUUUUUUCAAAUUCCAGUCGAACCACAACAGCUUCGAUGGAAAACAACCGUCAAGUUUGAUCGUGAUACAAAACUUGAUCGGUGAUCACUGAUAUUCUGACAACGCCCCCCUCAUCCCAACCCCGGUAAGGUAGAUUUUCAUUCCUCCAACAGUCAGCAGAAUAAGGUCCGCAUUCGUUUCCAUCUCGUGGUGGCCCUUAUGUUGCGCAGCUUAUUCCUUUGCUAAGAAAGCAAAAUAUCACUACCUUUUCUUCCUUAUUACAGGUUCUGGAAGAUUUAAUUAGAUUCAAAAAGUGUGAGUGUAGAUUCGAGUAGAUUCAAAGGUGUGCGUCUCACGAAAGGUAUUGAUAAACAUUAACCUUAAUUCUUGUGAAAACAAUUUCUCGACUCCAUCGGCAAACCAAAAGAUUACAGUAUAAUUUUGACAGACUUGGCGACUAGGGACCAAGUGACUGAAAGGCAACUACUGUACAUUAAGCUUAUUCCCUCUAGAUGGAAAAGUCUUGGUUUAAACCCGAUCCAGGCCAUAACUUGUGUGUUAUGUCUUGUGUUUCUGGAUAAAAUUUCGUUACUAAGUCACACAACGUGCCCCCGACCUAGGUCGGUUGAUAUCAUGGGGAAAGAGAAACUGUCCGGAAAGCUUCGCGGAAUACGGGAGGUUAGAUAUGAUACAUUAGCGAACUGUACUGGAGAAUUCUUCAGGCUAGGAAUCUUAACCAUACAGUCUGUCUCACUAUUAAAUUGAUCGCCCCCGUUCAAUCAAAUCAAUAACUUUUAAAAAGCAGAUCGUACUAGACAACCGAGACAAACGUAGCGUCCCUUAUUUAUGACGUCUUUCUAGCUAUCAAAUAACGGUCUGGCUUACUGACCUUAAUCUAAAUUUAAAUUUAGGCAGUGUGAGGUUAUGUAACAUGCUAAAUAAAGCUGUUUUCGAGAAAGUUCGAUCAUUCAGCUCUCGUAAUGUCUCUUAAAGAGCGUACUUUCCCAAUGAGCCCCGGCACAGUUCUAAGCGUUUUCUGUUUGCUUCUUUACCUCGCUGGAUUCAUUCGAAACGAGUCUAAAUUCAAUGAGUAUGAACGAAGGUUGAAAACUGUUGAGGAAUUCAUACCUCAAGAUAAAAUGACACAAGCGAGGACGGAUUUCCCUCCCUCUGAACAAGGUAAUAUCCGACUGUCUUUAUUUCAAUUGCUAUUGUGUCUGUUUUGUGGCUGGUCGUGCUCUUUAAAGUUAUUUAUGUAAGUUGCAAGUUACUCUAAACUGUUAGGGGUUUAAGCUUUUGAUAAAAAGUACUCAAGAGCUAAUGGUCAUGUCUUCCGACUUCCGUUUUAGCACAACAGGAACGAGACUUAUUUGUCUUAUUUUCUUUUCACUGAGAUAUCAACAUAUAUACCGUAUAUCUAACGACGUAGAUUCAAAGCUAACGAUAUGGACGACUCUUGUUUUAAAUGAUAUCCAUUCUCUCGUUUUCUUUACGAAAUAAUUUGGAGACUUGCCAAGGAUUAAAACGCAGAGGUUUUCAAGGUAAACAAUGCACUCUUUUUAAAUGGCGACAUUAAUAAAAUCGAUGUGUUGCCCACUGCUUUGUCAACAAGAAACAAAAGCUUUCUCCUAAGUCUCUUGGUGAGCAAGAAAGCAAAUCUCUUCGUCAAGACUCUUGUAAACCUAAGCCUUAAAAUAUUGAUUUAACCGCUCGUCAUGCUCGAAAUGAUUAUAUUUGUGGAGAAAUCAAAUCAAGAGAUAAACACGAGCCAUUUGACGAGGGGUUAAAUUAAAAUUUCUCUAACGUCACUUUUGAUAACUGGAAAGGAUUUCUGUCCUCGCUACGGUCAAAUUGUCGUUUCCUUCUUGUGUUUGCAGUUGAACUUGGAUCGUUAUCGUGUUAUUUGAGAUGGCAAUGAAGGGUCUUAUUAGGUUACUCGCCUUUUUUAUUGAUUUAUUUGAUAUAUUUUCAGUCAUACAAACCACCUCUGCCGAGCUUGAAAUCCAUCGACUGAAGCGUAGUAUUUCACAUCCACCCCCUUUAAAUAAGUCGGCUGAGAUGAGGAAAAUGAUAGAGGACAUCGUUUAUUCCGCUUGGAAGAUUUGCCACAACAAAACUGGUCUGAAUGUUUGUCCUCGUGGCCGGCCGGGACCUCCAGGGAGAGCUGGACCCAAAGGUGACAAGGGAAGAAAAGGAAGAAAAGGAUCCCAGGGAAGCAUGGGACCACCGGGAAGAAGCGGAAAACAAGGAACCAUGGGACCACCGGGGAUAAGAGGACAGAAUGGAAUAAAAGGAGACAUCGGGCCACCGGGUAUCCCUGGUAUCCCAGGGACUAAAGGUGAACCUGGAGAGUCCAUCUCAACCCCAAAAGUAACAAUUUCUCCACCGAAACUAGUCGUCAACGAAAGCAAAAUAGCCUCGUUCUUAUGCUCUGCUUCGGGAAACCCUGCGGCUCAAAUGUUCUGGUCGAAGAUCAAUGGAUCUUUUCAAAGCAACAGGAUCAAAGUGACGUCAAAUGGUCUGAUGCAGAUCUCUGGUGUCCGGAUGGAAGAUGCAGGCGCCUACAAAUGCAUAGCGCGAAAUAUUCUUGGAGAGGAUGAAAAAACUGCCAUUCUCGUCGUUCAGAGUAGGUCUAAAUAUUCCAUCUUAUGUCCACACGAUUCCUACGCCUCUGAAGUUUGAAAAAAAUUGUCUUUUAUUGACGUUUUUCCUUGGGCAGCUCGAGGGAUACAAAAUUCUGGGGUUCAACAGUAUAUAAAAUUUUAAAGUUGUUGUGAGCAAAAUAUUAGAAUCAGAUAAAACUUCAAAAAAUAAAGCUCUAAAGAUGGACAAGAUUUUAGUAUGGGAGCCACACAAGCGACAGUAGCUAUCUUAAUUCUAUAUAAUAAUGUUUAUCCCAUUCAUAUACAGGUAAACCUACCAUUUCACUCUCCUUCGGUCCAACGUAUGUAGAGAAGGGCAAGAACGUCACUUUACCAAAAUGUCAUGUGACAAGUUUUCCUCCGGCAAUCAUCACGUGGUCUAAAGGGCGCGGUGAACUUGCACAUUCCAGAACAGUUGUGAAAGACGGAGAGCUGUCAAUUAUCAGUGCUCAAAAUUAAGAUUCUUAUUUGUAUGAAUGCAAAGCCUCCAAUAUUCUAGGCCAUGACUCAGCUUUGACAAAUCUUGUUGUCUGGGAUCUGCCCCGUUUUACAGUCAAUCCACCUGCAAAGGUUGAUGUAGGAAAAGACAGAAAUAUUUCAGUUCCUUGUCAGGCCGCUGGUGACCCUCAACCAAUAAUCACGUGGGUUAAAGAGAACGGUGAUUUGCCAGUCGGAAGAUCGCAAGUCAGUGUGGAUGGAACACUUCAGAUAUGGAAUAUUAAGGAUGAAGACUCGGGCAUAUAUAUCUGUACAGCCACAUCAGCACAACUGUUCAAAACGUCUUCUUCAAUGCAACUGACCCUUAGGAAAGGUAAGGAAUGGCUUUAUUCAACAUUUUAUUUGUUACACAAAGAUCUAUAAAUUCCUUCAAGAAUUAAGACAAACCUUAAGAAAUAUAUGUUACAGGUCACAGUGACUGUAUUCUGGGCGGAUUUCAUAAUCAGAGUCUAGCGUUGGGUUAUUUGACUACGAGGAGUUUAUGGAAAAUGAUUUAUCAGUUUGGUUGUAAUGUUCUUGCCUUAAAGACUCCUAUCAAGUAUACGAAUGGUGAUUGGUUGGUUUGAAGCAUCUGGAAAGCUUUUGGGACAAGAUUUCAACCUAGAGCAAUAUUCUGCAAAGUUUCAGCUCACUAGAAUUACAUCUGAAAUGUUUUGGAGAAAAUUAUUUUAACAUAGAGCAAUAUCCUGCAGAAUUUUAGCUCAUUAGAAUUGGGUUAAUGUGCUUUACAACUACGGUCUUAAUAAACCAUAGCUUGAAAAGUUUUUAAGACAAGCAAUUUGACAUUUUGAUGAUUGCAGCGGAUUGAAUAUAAAUUAAUUCCUUGGGCUGUUUUGUCCUUUUUUUUAGUUUUUCUUGUUACUUAACUCAAACAUUAAAGUUAAUAAAUCAGUAUUAGCUGGCAAUUGCUCAUUAAAUUUCCUAUCGGCUCAACUACCUCGCUAAUGCAUUAAAGUUAAUAUUUGCUACGAUUUUAUUCUCGACAGAGGAACCUGAUAUUUUCGAAAAUUGAAAGGCAAUGAGACAAAAGGAACGUUGAAAAAAUCCAAGAAAGCAAACAAAGAAAUAAACAAACAAACAAUAGAAGGGCAAGACAAAAAGUUUAUUUGAGUCAGGAAUCUACUUCCGUAAAUUUUUAUGCUCAUGCAAGGCCCUGUAUUACUUAUAUUUAUUUAGUAUGUAAGUCAGUUGGUGUGGCGGACAGGAACAGAAUACCAGAUGCUAGAAUGACAGCGAGCAGUUUUCACAAUACAGACUAUUAUCCCUACUAUGGCCGACUCCAUGAAAACAGGAGGAACGGAGCGUGGUGUACAAAGACUAGCUCUGACAGAACAGACUAUCUUCAAGUUGAUUUGGGUACAGUGCUCGAUGUUUGUGCUUUGGCCACACAAGGAAACCAGAAAGAAGGUCAGCGAACCACCACCUACAAAGUUCACCUGUCCACAGACGGUAUAAACUGGAACACUUUCAAAGAAAAAAAUAUUGAAAAGGUAUGGAAAGAGUAG
This is a messenger RNA of Pocillopora meandrina, 7512 nucleotides long. The record is from the annotation of a GenBank genome assembly. Lineage: Eukaryota; Metazoa; Cnidaria; Anthozoa; Scleractinia; Pocilloporidae.